Aspergillus mulundensis is the source of this 1560-nucleotide messenger RNA. RefSeq names its product RNA polymerase II-binding domain-containing protein. Gene Ontology annotation, biological process: intracellular calcium ion homeostasis. The transcript has 2 exons. The coding region runs from base 1 to 1560 and encodes 519 amino acids. The record is from RefSeq and is a predicted model, not a curated record. Gene Ontology annotation, cellular component: perinuclear region of cytoplasm. NCBI's taxonomy places the organism in Eukaryota, Fungi, Ascomycota, Eurotiomycetes, Eurotiales, Aspergillaceae.
AUGGCCUCCCACCAAGUCGCCAUAGCCAAGGCCUCGCUAGCCGCCGGCCUGCUCAGGCCAGACCCAACAUCCGUCCCUCGCGACGAAAUCACAGCCCUCCAUUCUACACUCGACCGAGCACUGUCGCACUGCUCGCCCGCAAACAUCCAGAGAUGCAAGGCGUGGCUUCUCGAGUACGUGGUCGCGUCGUCGAACCGGGUUGCCCUGUUGGCAAAGUAUUUGGUUGUAUUGUCGGGCUCGCUGGAUACCGGGUCGGAUGGGAAGGAGAAAGAGAAGCAAGCGGUUCGCCCGUCAGCGAAACGGAAACGAUUGCACAUCCUGUACCUCCUGAACGAUCUCUUCCACCACACGAAAUAUCACGCGUCGUCGACUGCGGCGUUCUCGGCGCUUUGUGGGUCGCUGCAGCCGCAUAUGGUCGAGUUGCUGAGUUACGCUGCGUGCUACGAUCGUGAGAAGAAUCCUAAGCAUCAUCGGAGGUUGAGCGAGUUGUUGGAUAUUUGGCAGGAACAUGGGUAUUUUGGCGCCGACUAUGUGGGGAAGCUUCGCGAGGUGGUUGCCAAUUCGGCCGUUUCGGGGCCGGUUACGACGUCGUCCAAUACGCCCGGUGCGGAGAGCAUAGAGCCAGAUCGCAAGGCGCGAGACGGGCCGUAUGUCAUGCCGUCUACCCAUGGAGACCCGUCAACCCCGUACUAUGAUCUCCCGGCGGGGAAUCUCAUCCCGCAUAUCAUCCCCAACUCGACAGUUCCACUCCAGCCGGACAUGAUCAAACCACUGCAUUUUGUGGCGGGCCCGGCAGACGGGAAACUGGUGUCGGCGCUGAAGGUGUUCCUCGCAGACGUCGAUCGGAUCUACAGUCCAGGCAGUUCGGAUCAGAAAGACGGGGAGAUUGUGGACAUUGACGAACUGGGCCAGAGGGUGAUUCGCGAUGAGAUUACAGGUGAUAUCCUAGAAGGCGAGACAUACUACGGCUGGUCUCGGUCUUUCUGUCAGCAGAUGAAGAAGAGAAACGCACGCGACAGAAGCGCAAGCCGCAGCCGCAGCCGCAGCCGCAGCCCUCCAAAGCGCAGACGCUACAGCAGCGCAAGCGACGACAGCAGAUACCGCAGCUCCCGGAGCCGGUCACGGUCACGGUCGCCGCGACGAGGUCGUUACGACUCGCGUUCUCGCUCGCGAAGCCGGUCGUACUCACCGGCGCCGCCAGCUCCUGCCCCCGCACAAACCCAAAGCCACCCGCAGCACCCGCCCCCGCAACAUAACCCCUACAACCAGCCACCGCCACCGCCACCAUACCCUCCACAACAUCAACCUCACCAGAUGCAUUACCCUCCCGCGCCAAACGCAUUCCCCCCUCCGCCGCCUCCAAAUUACCAGGGCGCAUGGCCUCCGCCGCCUCCGCCGCAAAUGCCCAACUUUCCGCCUCCAUUCCAGCAUAUGCAUCAGAUGCAACCCGGUGCACCUCUGCCUCCGCCCCCGCCGGGCUCAUAUGGUUAUCCGCCUGGUGGAAGAGGCUGGAAUCAGCAUCCGCCGCCGCCACCGCCGUCUGGACGCGGAUGGCGGUAA